AAACAUCACCGUCAAUAAAAUAAAAGCUACCACCUCAAGUCUCUUGAAAGAGAGAACCCAACUACUCGAAAACAACCGCGAAAUUCUUCUGACAACAAAAUCACCAGAAUAAAAGAAAGUUCUUCUCUCCUUUUCUCUUUUUCUAUUCUCUCUUUCUCUUUCUGUUAUUCUUUUUACUUGGACGAUGAAACUGAAUCAAAAUUAAAACCUAUCGCAUCAUCGGAAUACCAUAGUCUUCGUAUGCGCAAUCGAGCGCCGUAGAACAAUGGCUCCGGAAUCGAUCUUUCUAGAAGAUUUCGGGCAGACGGUUGAUCUCACUCGCCGCAUCCGCGAGGUUCUGCUGAACUAUCCGGAGGGAACCACGGUCCUCAAGGAGCUCGUACAGAAUGCAGACGACGCCGGCGCCACCACCGUCUCGCUCUGCCUCGAUCGCCGCACCCACCGCGGCGACUCGCUGCUCACGAACUCUCUUGCUCAGUGGCAGGGACCCGCUCUGCUGGCCUACAACAACGCCGUUUUCACCGAGGACGAUUUCGUCAGCAUCUCCAAGAUCGGCGGAAGCGCCAAGCAUGGACAGGCCUCCAAGACCGGUCGCUUCGGGGUUGGCUUCAACUCAGUGUACCAUUUGACAGAUCUUCCCUCUUUUGUGAGCGGCAAAUAUGUUGUAUUGUUUGAUCCUCAGGGUGCUUAUCUUCCAAGAGUUUCUGCAGCAAAUCCCGGGAAGCGGAUUGAUUUCACUGGCUCAUCUGCCCUCUCCUUUUACAGGGACCAGUUUUCCCCAUAUUGUGCUUUUGGUUGUGACAUGCAAAGUCCUUUUUCUGGAACACUGUUCCGUUUUCCUUUGAGAAAUGCAGACCAGGCAGUCAGAAGUAAGCUCUCAAGGCAAGCAUAUUCACCAGAAGACAUUUCCUCCAUGUUUGUUCAACUCUUCGAAGAAGGAGUUUUGGCACUUCUGUUUCUUAAGAGUGUGCUGUGCAUUGAAAUGUAUUUGUGGGAUGUUGGAGAAUCUGAACCUAAGAAAAUUCAUUCAUGUUCUGUCAGUUCAGUAUCUGAUGAUACAGUUUGGCAUCGACAGGCACUGGUCAGAUUGUCUAAGCAUUUAAAUACUACAGCUGAAAUGGAUGCAUUUCAGUUGGACUUUGUAAGUGAGAGAAUAAGUGGUGAUGAAGCUAAGAGGCAAACCGAGAGAUUUUAUGUGGUGCAAACCAUGGCCGCAGCAUCUAGUAGGAUUGGCUCUUUUGCUACUACUGCAUCAAAAGAUUAUGACAUUCACUUGCUGCCAUGGGCAUCAAUUGCGGCAUGCAUUUCUGAAAAUUUAUCGAAUGUAAUUUUCAAUAUCUUAUCCUUUUGCUGUUGCCCCAACCUCUUCUCUCUCUCUCCCGUGCAUACACAUUGAAUUCUUGUUACUAUAAAUUUAGAUUUGCUUUUGGUUCUGCCCCAUUAUUAACUGUCAUCUUAGUGUGGAUGUGAACACAGUUGAAAGGCAUGGACCAUUUACGAACAUUUUGGUUCAUCCAGCCCUCCAAUUAAUUUUGACUCCAAUUGAUGAUUGAAAGUAAAGCAUGUAACUCUGUUUGAAGUAUAAAAGGUUAUUGGGCUCGUCCAAUGAGUUUGAAAAGAGUUUACUCCUCUGGUCAGAUGUUUUGGGAGAUCAAUGGGGUGGUUGUUUCAGAGAAAAAUGCAAUGAGGCUGUUUCUUGUUUGUGUUCUAGAUUUGGCAUUUAGAUCAGUGAUGUAUCUUUAAUAGGAUAUCAAGUGGAUUAGAGCUCUAUACUUGAUGUGUUACAACUUUGUAUGUUUUUUGGUCCUUUGCUUUCCUUUCUUUCCCGUUGUUCUUGUAGGAUACUGCAUCUUCGUGGUAUGUUUAUUGUUUAAAUUCUUGAUUGCUUUUGUGGUUCUAGAUUUAUUUUUAGUUUAUUGCUUACAACAAAUAGCCAUCAUGGUGAAUUUAUUAUGAUAUGUUAUGUUUUCCAUGAUGUAUGAUACGUCCAUUGGAACUUGCUUUUAUUUUAUAGGUGUCCCAGUGUAAAUAAGAAUAUGAUCAAAGUGAUAAAGUUACCUAUGAAAAGAUAUCACAUGCAAAAUUUCAUUUAGAAAGUAGGAGUUUAUUGAUCAUAGAACUUGAA
Vigna umbellata (rice bean) is the source of this 2125-nucleotide messenger RNA. NCBI's taxonomy places the organism in Eukaryota, Viridiplantae, Streptophyta, Magnoliopsida, Fabales, Fabaceae. The record is from RefSeq and is a predicted model, not a curated record.